This is a messenger RNA of Chrysemys picta bellii (western painted turtle), 7523 nucleotides long. It is a transcript of the gene PPP1R3B, whose product is annotated as protein phosphatase 1 regulatory subunit 3B. Gene Ontology annotation, cellular component: protein phosphatase type 1 complex. Gene Ontology annotation, molecular function: protein phosphatase 1 binding; glycogen binding; protein phosphatase regulator activity. The record is from RefSeq and is a predicted model, not a curated record. Gene Ontology annotation, biological process: regulation of glycogen biosynthetic process; regulation of glycogen catabolic process. NCBI's taxonomy places the organism in Eukaryota, Metazoa, Chordata, Testudines, Emydidae.
UGUACUUCAAGGCCUCGCCUACUCCUCUGUCAGCAUAGCUGUGUCUACACAAGGGCUUUUGUCAGCAUAACUGGCUGUGUGAUUUUGUUUGGUUGGUGUUUUUUUCCACACCCCGACCAACAUAGAUAUGCCAUCAAAACUUUGUUGUAUAUACCUGGCCCAAAUGAAGACAGCUGAUUGGUACUAGCAUAAUACUUCCUCACUUAGAAUAAACUGCCUCCUCUUCUGGACCUAACAGACAGCAUAUAAUAUACCUGUAAAACUGUCUUCAACUGGUUUAUUGUCAGUAUGCUUUCAAGAUGCUUGCUAAUGUUUGAUGUUAUGUUAGUGUGCUGCAGACAGCUAGCAGAGGAGGCUAACAAGUUAACAAACCUUAUUUUUGGAUCUGUACCAAUAUCAUCAGAGGUUGUUGACAAACAUGGAUUUAAACAGUUUUGUUCACAUGUUUGCUUAUAAAGUUGGGGUGGGAGAAAGGGCAUUAGUAUUUGCUCAGAGAAGAGGGUGAAACUGGCAGGGUAAUAUAGUUUCGAAGUCUUUGGGGUGGUAUUGAAAACUAGGCAAACGAACUUCAAACUUUCUUUAAAAGAAUGAAGAUAUUAAGUCGUCAGUGUCCCUUUAAACACACUUUUCCUGCAUUCUUGUAGCUGAACACUUCCUGUGUUUUCCAGAGCUGAAUUUGUGGGCAUCUUUCCAGUAACAGCUAUUCACUGAAUUACUUUUAAAGAUCCAAAUGUUUUAAAACCUGAGACAGUUCAUUAGCCUUACUGUAAAUCUGACUUAAAUGAAAAGCUUCCCCAUUCCUUUUAGGGUUGUUCAACAGAGUCCCACCCAGCAUUCUUGGACUUUGAAGCAAGUGCCCCAAGGUCAAUCCAGAGCAAAAAUUCACCUCCUGAGUUAUAAAAUCGUAACUGAAAAUUGCAGGCAGUUCAGUAGAUCUGGCCUUGUGACUUUUAAUGGCUUAAAUAGGAUGCAUCAUGAGGUUUGACUUCUAUAAACACCCUGAAGUUGAAUGUCCCAAAAUUGCUUUUUGAUAGAAUACCUUUUUAUUAAAUAAUACAGUAUAUGCUCCAUUAUCCAGAUAUUGCCAGGGACAUUGAGGCUGCAAUUAUUAGUUUCCUCAAAUACUAAAGAGGUUUAACUGUAAUGAGACAUGACCCUGUAAUGCAUCUGAGACUGGUUGAAGUGACAGGCAGUUGUGCAUAUUUGUGGCUGUAUUGUUUUGCAGGAUGAAAUAGCAUAUACAAACAGUAGCUUCAUGUUGUAAGUAGAGGCUUGUCAAGACCAUGUACAGCAGAGCAGAGAAUGCACACCUGGAUUUAACGCUGUUCUGUGAGGUUUGCGACACUAGUUGGAUUUGAGCUGUGUCAGGCUAUGAUGAGGAAGCAGAGGAGGAGCUGGUCGCUGGAGUGCACUUUUGCACUAAGCUCUCAACACACAUUCUGAAUAAACAGAAGUCCUUGUUGAAUGCAACUUACAGAUGAAAUAUUUUGAUGCUGUUCUGAAGAAGGGCUGAUGUGUAGACAGCUUUCUGUCAGGAGCAUAGUUCUUGGCCUGAGUAUUGUACUUGUAAGGUACUAAGGUUCUAAAUAGCUGUUGGCAGUCUUGAUCUCUCAUUUAUCCCUGGUUCUCUUUAGCCAACCGCUGUUGUGAUGCUGCGGUCUCAUUUAGAGAUUGACCCAUAGAUUUUGAUUUGGGAGUGGCAGGAGAGGAGUCACUGAAAUAUUAUUAUUAUUAUUCUUUUUUAAGGAAAAGUUCUUCAUUUUAAAUCGCGUGUUAAAUAAAAUCAGUGGGCUAUAUCGUGCUUUAUCAAUCCUGUAUUCUUCAGGGCUCGGAGAACAAUCAGUUCAUCCCAAGCAAGUCGGACUUUUGCCCAUGCAUGUGUCAUUCGAAUCUAGGCAAUAGGCUGUCAGUGUACAAUUGUUUCCAAUUCUGAUAUUUGCAGGGAAGAACCUGAGUGUGAACAACAGAAUGGUGCAGACAUAGCUCCAGUGCUACCAUCUUUGCACAGUUAGGUGGGGGAAGGAAGGUGGCUGCUGUUUAUAGUAGGUGGGAGCUACCUUCCCAAAUGCCCUGUAGCAGGAGACAUGGGGGAGGGAAGGGGGAAUGACACUGUCUAGAAGAGGGGACCCGUUGAUGAUACGCAGCCACCCCAGUAGAGUAUUCUAUACGUGUGCCGAGACAUUGCCUUCCCCCACCACUAACAUUGCUUUGCUAUCCGGGCAGGGAGUUCCUGCCACCCAGGCCGAGGAUUGUGGGCGGGGAAGGGCUCUAGUGGAUGGUGGCAGGUGGGGCCUUUUGCCCUGGGUGGAAAUUCCUGCUGUAAUGGUAGGGGGGCCCUACCUGUGGGAGGGGAGGCUCUCUAGAGGCCUGGCAGGAGACACCCGCACCCUGAAUGCUUUCUGCUUGGUGGAGUGGUGUCAACAGGACCUUGGUAUUGAGUGGUGGACAAGAAGCCUGCAGGCACUGGUUUUCAGGCUGUCUGGGGCUUCCUUGGGUUCCCCAUGCCCAGUUCUGGACCUGGCAGGGGCCUUCUCUGGAAGGAAGAAGUCCUUGGUGCACCUGCUUUGCUGCAGAAGGCUGUGUGGGGCCAGCAUCAAUUGAUUUCCUGAGUGGGGUGCUGCCUAGCACCUAGCUUGGGGGCUGAGAGGGCGACUCCCUGGAUUGAGGGAGGUGGCAUUAAUUUGGGGCUUGGAGUUCAGUCAGUGGGGACCCUGGGCCAGAUACUGGUGAGCACACAAACAGCAGAGACUCUGCAAGAUCGGGAUGUGGCUUGGAUGGGGGUGGCUCUUAGCACCAGGGGUUGUUUGUUUGGUUUUGUUUUUAAUAGCAUGUUAAGCUUGCUAAAGGUCCCUUUGGUUUUAAUUGAAUGUAAUUCCUUUUACCAUUAAGUGCACGUAUCCUGUGGAGCUGCACGUACCCUGCUGUAUCUGCUAGCCUUUUCUGGGGACUGGGUCUAGAAUACUUCCAUGCUACACUGCUCGGUCCCCUGCCAAAAUGUCACUGCUCAUCUCAGUGACCAUUUAAAAUGAGUAUUUAUACAUAUGUAUUUAUCCAUUAUUUCAUGAAUCACCAUGGCUAUAAAGUAAUAUUGGUUGGGGCAGGAAAACUUGAGCACCAUCUGUUUAGUGUCGGUAGCCCAUGAGAUAAUAGUAUCAAACCUUAGGAUCACAUUCAUAUUACCAUUUGGCCAUGUCUCAAGACCAGAGCUAGAUCUGAGUAUCAUGUGUAAGGCAUUCAUCUCUAACCCCAGUGUUCAUGAGAACAUUACCUGCUCAAAAUCAUGCCAGAAGAGUCUGAGGAGGGAAGCAUAUUGAAAUAACCUGAGUUUUGAAGUUUGGGGGAUGACACCAAACUUUGUCAUUUCUUAUGACAACUCUUCAAGUUAUCAUAAAGUCUAGUGUCUGUGGUUCUGCUGUGGUUCUGUCCCCUCUAGAGGUCAUAUCAGUUCCAUACUGCUACUGCUGAUGAAAUAUGCAGUUCCUGUUUCUACAUGUAAAGGAAGCUACAGCUACCCAAUGAAGUGGAGAAAAUAUCAGAUUCUCCUGGGGAGGAGACCACAGCAGAAAUAUAAUAAUACUGGACUACUUUGCUCCUACACCAGCAAUGGCCGUGGACAUAGCCAUGCAGCUGUAUCUGUGUUCUCCACCCUUGAGAAGAGAGAGGUUUGCUUGUAAAAUCGCUCCAAAGCCAAACAAACCGUUACGUCCCUGCAUUCAGAACAGCAAGGCUGAGUUCAAUGAACCUGGAGAGGCAGCAACAUCUCUCCAGGGAAAUAGGGUGAAAAAGAGAGUUUCUUUUGCCGAUAGCAGAGGCUUGGCUCUGACAAUGGUUAAAGUGUUUUCAGAGUUUGAUGACCCGUUAGAUAUUCCAUUCAACAUCACAGAGUUAAUAGACAAUAUUGUGGGUCUGACGACAGUAGAGAGGGACAACUUUGUCUUGGAUUUCGUACAGCCUUCUGCAGACUACUUGGACUUUAGAAAUCGCCUUCAGACGGAUUUUGUCUGCCUGGAAAACUGCAUGCUAAAGGAUAAAGCUAUUGUGGGCACAGUGAAGGUUAAGAAUCUUGCUUUUGAGAAGACUGUGAGAAUAAGGAUGACAUUCGACACUUGGAAAAGCUUCACAGACUAUCCAUGCCAAUAUGUCAAGGACACUUAUGCAGGUUCAGACAAGGACACGUUUUCCUUUGAUAUCUGCUUGCCAGAGAGAAUUCAAUCCCAUGAAAGAAUCGAGUUUGCAGUGUAUUACGAGUGUGAUGGGAAAGUGUAUUGGGACAGCAACAGAGGCCUGAAUUAUAGGAUCAUACAGUCUGAACUGAAAUCUGCUCGGGAAGUCGCGCAGCCUCAGGCUGGACCUGAUUUUGGCAUUGCCUUUGAUCAGUUUGGAAGUCCGAGGUGCUCCUAUGGCUUGUUUCCUGAGUGGCCUAGCUAUUCGGGGUAUGAAAAGCUAGGGCCUUACUACUAAUGGAGGAACUGAGUCUUGAUUCUCUAACUGUUGCUGUGUCUGUUGCAAGCUUGGGAAUUGGCCUGAACAUGAAGUUUGCUAAAGGCCUGGGUAAAUGACACUUUACAUGGCUCUGCAAAGCUCCAUUGGGGUAAAGCAAGAUGACUGUAACGUUCUGUGAGCGCAAGUGGUUUUAAUACCAGCUAAACUAGUGUCUUUUGCAUCAUGAUAGUUACCCCCCAGAUUCAACAUUUGGAAACAGUUUGACAGAAUGGGAGACUUCACUGGAGUUUCUGCCCAGUGCUGCUAGUCCUCUUCUGUAUAAUGCUGCUAAUCUCCUCCAGUUAAACACUUACUACUUCAGUGAUUGCAUUGUUCACUUAGGUAUGUAGUAGUGUCUUGUGUUGCACAUUAGGGUUGUUACAGGCUUGAGUAUCUUAAAGAGGGAGGCUUUUUAAACUAUGCUCUACCAUUUCUGUAGCACUAUGCAAGUUGGCUUUGCUCGAAGACUAUUUGACAGGUAAUUUAUACAUGACAGGAGAUAUUAAAGCUAAACUAGCCUUCUGAUGGCAAGAGGGGGGUGUGAAUGUCCCUUCUCUCUGACCUUCUUACUGUGCUGGAGCCUUUUUGUUAGAGAUGGAAAAGAUUCUAGAAAUGACACAAUAACCAUGACUAGAAGCUUCGCCUCAUGCCAUAUUAGGAGAUAUCUGCAUUUAUGGGAAGAUACUGGUAUGCUUAGUCACCAGUUCAUCUGUAAGAUUUUUUUUUUUAAUAUAACUUUUGUGUAGUAAAUUCAUAGGGAUUGCCCAUGUUGAGGAGUUGAAUUUUUUUUCCUUUAGAACUGUGUAGUAUCCUUGUAGCUUUGGGGUUAAAUCCUUUGACUCAUCAAGUGUUUUAAAAACCAUUUUUACUGGAGGGGAAGAGCUCUUUGUCUGCAACUGUUAAUAUGUCCAGAAGGUCUUCCAGCCCCCCUGGCGCUCUUGAACUACUUGGGGAGUAACACUGAGGAUUUUUUCUUUUUUUAAUUUUUAAUCUUGCAGAUGCUGAAAGAUCGCCAUUCAGUUCUCAAUAUGUAUCUCUAUUAAUUGCCUUACUGUGCCUGGGGAGUGCAGCAGCUCCUACUUUUAGUGCUAAUGUAAAAUAAGCUUUCAUUCUGUUAGGAAACCGGGUGCCAAAGGGUUCAUGCAUGAGUGUGCAUGGACAGUAAGUACAUUGCAUGUUUGUGAAUUUGUUUGUUGUUUCUGUAGUGGGUUUGAAAUUUGAUAAACAGACCUCACUGCUGCUGCUUGUCAUGUCCUGUGAAGACAGCUUAGUCUCCCAAAUAACUUUUUAGUGCAGUGUGAGUGCCUUGGCUCAGAACUUUUUUUGUAUACAAUAUCACAGCAGUGGCUUGAACUACAAAGGUUUCUGAAAUGUGACUGCUAGCUUUUAAAAAGUUCUGAAAAUUUGUAUUAAUCCAAGUCAACAGUUUUGUCUAAAACUUGUCUCACUAGAAUGGAUGUGUAGCUCUUUGUUCACUGUUUUCAUGCUAGAAUGGGUUAACUUAGAUUGCUAGAACACCAGACUUGCACUGUAAUUACAUACUGAGCUGUCACAUCUGUAUCUUGUAUUGACAUUGUAGAAGCUAUCACAAUCAAGUGCACACAUUUGCCUUCAGUGCUAUUUCCAUACAAAAUGUAGUUCUGCCCAAGAAAAUGGAUGUCUCAAGGGCAUGAGAUGCCAUCGUUGCUCUUGUUGAAAAGGAAGAUCUGUUGCGGUAGAGGGGAGAGUACCAUGGCUUGUUUUGGAGGUGUGGUGAAUUGCAAAGAACAGUCAUUUUAGUACUGCCAGAGAGAAUGUAGCUAAAUUACUCACUGCAAUCGUUAAGCCAAUGUCUUGCUAUUUGAGCAGAAUAACUUAUUUCAUAUACUUAAAUGGAAUAAUUCAAAUGGGGUUUAAUAUUUCCAGAUAUUCUAUUUUUUCUAGAACACAAACAUUAUAUUUUUGGCACAUAUCCAGUAUUUGUGUUGGGAGGGCACAGGAAGAAGCAAAUGGCUAUGCUAUUCUUCAAAAUUCCUUUUAAAAACAUCACUUCUUUAAUUCUGGAGACCACAGUACAAAACACUUCUGCACUGUCCUAUAAUUUUAGGAGAUGAUGUAUCUGACCUUCUAUUAGACAUGAUUAAGUAAGAACAAUGAACUUACAGGAGGAAUGCAUAGCUUUUUGAUCUUUGCAUCAAUAAAUGUAUUGGGCUGUGGAAAGCAUUAUUGUACUCAGUCACUAAUAUCAGGCAUUAAAUUGACACUGUGUGUCUGUGUAUGUAAACAUGGGUUGUACAAGCUUCAUUCACUAAUUUGAAAAGUCUGUUUCCUGAAUUUCCGUUUGAUAAGUUAAAUAGUGUCCUCCGUAAAGUUGUCUUUAGGAAAGACUUAUCCAGGUUUGGUUUAAAAUCGUUCUUUGACGUACAAAGCUGGGCUGUGAAUGAGUCAAGGGUUUAACUUGCCUAGGAUUUAAAGGUAUGGUUGUUUUUAGCUAAUAUGUUCUAAAAAUCUAGUAUACAGCUUGCUUCAUGUACUUUUAGCUAACACAUUCUAGCACACCUUUAGAAUCCUAACCAUGACACCCUAAAAUGCAACAGUGAUGUGUGAGUCUGUAGUGCCAUGAGUAGUAGUGUGCUUUUAUUUCCUCCUCCUGGUGGUACAGUGAAGGGGCCCGUGCAUACCAGCCAAUGGAAGCAAUGGUGUACUGCAGUGGAUGGGAAAAAGCUGUGGAAGUUUUGACAUACACGUUAACAUUGUGCUGGGAACUGACUCUUUGACCAAUGAUGAUUCGAAAACAUAAAAAAGGUAACUUCUUGGAGCUUUCCUUUUCACACUUUUCUUCGCCAAUCGGAAUGUAGAAGUGAGGCAUUGCUGUCCUUCUUUUAUGCCUGGAAGUGCCUUGUUAAGCUGUUUUUGCAUGUGUGUCUUUUUAAAUGUUUUUGUACACAAAGUUCAAGGUGAAAAAAUGCACUUUAUAAUCACAAAUGAAUGGAUUAUUCUUUUUUAAAAGAACAAUGGUUUGUUUUUAACUGAAAGUGAAAAUAAAAGUAGAAAUGAAGGUG